This is a messenger RNA of Oryzias latipes (Japanese medaka), 3223 nucleotides long. RefSeq names its product TOX high mobility group box family member 4 b (gene tox4b). Gene Ontology annotation, molecular function: chromatin DNA binding. Gene Ontology annotation, cellular component: nucleus. Lineage: Eukaryota; Metazoa; Chordata; Actinopteri; Beloniformes; Adrianichthyidae. Gene Ontology annotation, biological process: regulation of transcription by RNA polymerase II. The record is from RefSeq and is a predicted model, not a curated record.
GACUCCAUUGAGCAUCCUGUCCCGGGCCAACGCGGAGCUCUGCCGGGCUGUCGCUCUGCUCUCCCGCUGUCAGACAUCGCGGAGGCCGCUGUUCUUGUGUGCUGGGGUCAACGGUGCCGCCGUCCAACCUGUGCGGGUGGGUCCGCUCGACGUACCGCGGAGGGAGGAGCGGCAGGCGGGUGUUCGGCUCAGUACCGCAGCUUUGCGGCAAAGCUAAAGCUAACCCGUGGAACUAAGGACAGGCGGCCACGCCACCGCAGGCGGCUCUCCGGGCUAUUUCGGGGCCGCUGCCCGCGCACACAUGCUCGGGGCGCCGGCAUAAAUCAAACCGAACCUUACCUACGAAUCGAGGUGUGGUGCCCCAACCGAACCGUCGCCACCGGAACGUCUGGAUACAAAGAGUAGCUCCGGGGAGGUUCUGCUGAAAAUGGACCUGAACUUUUACUCGGAUCUGACAGGCGGAACCGGGCAACACGGAGACUCGGAGUUCCUGGAUCCGCAGUCCUUCAACGGCUUUGACUCUGACGGCAAGUUCCCUGGAGGCAGCGACAACUACCUGACCAUCUCUGGAUCGGGCCAUCCUUUCCUCUCCUCCUCUGAGACGUUCCACACCCCGAGCCUCGGUGAUGAGGAGUUCGAGAUCCCUCCCAUUUCUCUGGACCCGGACUCGGCCCUCACCGUGUCGGACGUGGUGUCUCAUUUUUCAGAGCUGUCGGACGCAGGUCCCUCGGACAGCGUGGUUGUACCGGGGAACGCCGUGGUGGAGGGGGAUGACCCCUCCUUUGCCUCCACAUAUGUGAGCAACCCCUCCCAGGGGCUGGAGCACCUGGGUCUGAGCGUCAUGAACCAGACUGGAGGAGGGAACCUUCUAGGAUCUUCACUGGGAAUGGAUCUCAGUCAUCCCAUGGGCUCGCAGUUCAGCAGCUCUUCCCCGGUUACCAUUGACGUCCCGCUGGGGGACAUGGGCCAGGGGUUAUUAGGCUCUGGUCAGCUGACCACUAUUGACCAAUCAGAGCUCAGUGCACAUCUGGGCCUUGGCCUUGGGGGGAGCAACAUACUGCAGCAGCCCCAGUCGCCUGAAAAUCCUUUAUCAGCCACGGCGUCGCCCACCAGUUCGCUCCAGGACGACGACGUGGAUGACUUUAGGAGGAGCGUCCUCGUCGAGUCACCUGUCUCCCUGGCCGUCUCACCUGGCGUAAUCUCCCUCGAUCCCUCUGUGUCCCUGUCUCCCAUUUCUGCCCCGCCCACAAAUGUCUCUUCAUCUGUUGGGAGAAAAGGGGGAGGCGGAGGGAAGAAGGGGAAGAAGAAAAAAGACCCCAACGAGCCUCAGAAACCCGUGUCAGCCUACGCCCUGUUCUUCAGGGACACCCAGGCAGCUAUCAAAGGGCAGAACCCCAACGCCACUUUUGGAGAGGUCUCCAAGAUUGUGGCGUCCAUGUGGGACAGUCUGGGGGAGGAGCAGAAGCAGGUUUACAAGAGGAAAAAUGAAGCAGCCAAGAAGGAUUACUUCAAAGCGCUGGCAGAGUACCGGGACAGCCAGAACACCACCCAGGCCCCCAUAGAAGUCAUGGACACCGCUCCAUCGCCCCCACCUCCAGCCCCUGUCCCCGUCGCUGCUCCUGCAGUCCCCGCUGCACCUGCCACACCUCCAGCCCCCCGUGCCCCCAGGUCACAGCACUACAACCCAGAAGAGAACACCAUCACCAACAUCUGCACCUCCAACAUCAUCCUGGACCUGCCGCAGGUCACCACGCGCUCCCGCACCGGUGCCAUCAAGCCCCAGGCCCCACCCCCCAGCACCACGCCCAACCCCCCCACUGUCACAAAGAUCAUCAUUAAGCAGACGCCGCUGCCCUCCGGGGGAGUGUCUGUCACUGCCACUGCUGCCCCGUCGUCCCGCCAGCCACCGCCGCUGCAGCACAGGCAGAACACCCCGCCCCCUCCACGGCUGCAGCAGAUGGUACACGCCCAGGCCCCUCCGCCUCUGCAGCCCAAACCACGGGGCGGGGGCACAGCUGCCACCACUGCCCCACCCCCACUACAAUUUAAGGUCAUUCCUUCGUCCCGGCAGUCGGACUCUGCAAUCGCAGUGACGUCAGUGGGUGAGGGGGCAGCGUCUCCCUCGGGCAUGGUGGUGCAGGUGGGACAGAGCGGCGCCAUGCUGACAAGAGGGGAGGACGUGGCAGAACCAGAGGAGGGGAUGGAGGUGGAGGUGAGCGUGGCCCCCGCCCCCAGCAUAACCUCCACCUCCAGUCCAAACAUCUGCGUUCGAGCGGGCUGCACAAACCCCGCGGUGGAGAGUAAAGACUGGGACCGGGAGUACUGCAGCAACGAGUGUGUGGCCACCCACUGCAGAGACGUGUUCAUGGCCUGGUGUGCUAUCCGCGGGCAGAGCUCCACCACCGUCACAUAGGACCAGGACAAACCUGACAGCCGAGCACAGACAGAGUCCGACUCAGGGGCACCCGACAGCUGACUCCCGUCGUCCUGUCAGCGCGGGGACAAACGCUGAGCAGAAGAUCUUCACCACCUCUUUUCUGCAGAAACUCUUUGGUUUCAAACACUGCAAUUAUGAUGAUGGCCACUGAUCAUUUCAACUUCAGACUCAACAAAUUAUGAACUUCUGGUGUUUUUAAUUGUUUUGCAAAAAAAAAGAAAAUAUUGUUGUGGAUGAAUUCUUUAUUUUUAGGUGCUUUAAAAACUCAACUUUGUGUGUAUAAUCUUCCCUUUACUGUUACUAUGAGAACUAAUCAAUGUGAAGAGUUGUGUUGUUUGGGUGGCUGUGUUUGUGUUGAUGAGAAAAGACCAACAACUGCACAAAGCCCUAGAAGCUGAAAGAGAGCGAGGAGGACAAAAGUCCAGCUCGGCUUCAUGAAGAUUCUAACAGGUGCUAACCUUUCUGUUCUCAUGAAUCCCUUUUUAAAUUUCAUGCCAAGUUUGCUUUUAAGGGGAGAUUUGUGCUCAAAGGUCUUUUUUUUGAAGAGGUAAAUUUAAAUUAAAAGAGGUCAGCUCUGACAACACUACUUACCAUGAGGGAAAAACAGUUGUUUUCUUUGCAAACAUCAAUCGCGUUUGGCUGUGAAAGUAGUCCAACAGAGACUAAAUGCUUUGAAAAAAUAAAACUUCCCAAUGAGACUUAUUGAUGCAGUUAUUGGUCUGAUUUAUUGUACAUAUCAUGGAAAUGUUUUUAAUCAUGAAAUAAAAUAUUUUAUGUUGUAAUAUA